AUGGUGAAUUCAAUGUUCCGAAACCAGAUCGGUAGAAAUAUGGAAGUUUACGUGGAUGAUAUGCUGGUCAAGAGCAACAAAGGCAUUGAUCAUGUGCUGGACCUGAAGGAGGCUUUCGGUGUCCUGCGAAAGAACCAAAUGAGACUAAAUCCCACCAAGUGUGCAUUUGGAGUAACCUCUGGGAAAUUCUUGGGCUUUCUAGUGUCGCAAAGGGGGAUAGAAGCAAACCCCUCAAAAAUUGAGGCCAUUCACGAGAUGCGUGCACCAAGAAACAUUCGUGAAGUGCAGAAACUGACCGGCUGCCUGGCUGCUCUUAACAGGUUCUUGUCCCGAGCUGGCGAUAGGUGCCUCCCAUUCUUCAAGCUGCUAAAAGGAGGAAAAGGCCAACAGCAAUUUCGCUGGACAGAAGAAUGCGAAGCAGCUUUCGAGGAGAUCAAGGCCUGCCUAGCCCGGCCCCCUCUGCUGAGCCGACCUGAGACUGGGGAAGAACUACAACUUUAUCUCGCUACUUCAGCCGUGGCCGUCAGUGCAGUCCUUGUCCGAGAAGAGGCAAAGACCCAGAGGCCCAUCUACUAUGUGAGUCAUGUGCUCCUGGAAGCAGAGACAAGGUACCGGAAGAUUGAGAAGCUUGCACUGGCACUGGUCGUGACAGCCAGAAAGCUGAGGCCCUACUUCCAAGCACACGCCAUUGCUGUACUAACUGAUCAACCGCUGAGAAAGUCACUUCACAGCCCCAGCGUAGCGGGACGUAUGGUAAGUUGGGCUGUCGAGUUGAGUGAGCACAAUAUUGAAUUCAGACCAAGAAGCGCGAUCAAGGGCCAGGCGCUGGCUGACUUCUUGGUAGAAUGUACCCAAGCCGAAGAAGCGGGAGAACCUGAGCCCGAGCCGAACAGAAAAUGGGUGCUAUUUGUUGAUGGAUCCAGCACCACAGCACGGAGCGGCGCUGGGCUUGUGCUGAAAAGCCCUGAUGAGUUCACGAUACAUUAUGCCCUUAAGUUUGCAUUUCCCGCAACAAACAAUGAAGCAGAGUAUGAAGCGCUGAUUGCAGGAAUCAAACUGGCAAAGGCUGUGAUGACAGACGACCUGGUCGCUCAUAGUGACUCCCAAUUAAUCGUGAACCAAGUCAAUGGCCAAUACGAGGCCAAAGAAGAAAGAAUGGCCUUGUAUUUGAAGGAAGUACGUCGUCUGGUGACCAGUUUUGGCACGUUCGCAAUGGUACAGAUCCCGCGGCAAGAAAAUGCUUUGGCAGAUGCCCUCUCCAAACUAGCUACAGCAGACUUGGCUGACUGCGCAAGCUCUGUAUAUUUUGAAGUGUUAGCCCAACCAAGCUAUGAACAAGAAUUGCUGUGCAGCAUUACUCAAGGGGCCGAGCCGAGCUGGAUGGAUCCCAUCGUCGUCUAUUUACGUGAUGGGCAUCUCCCGGGAGAUCAAGCAGAAGCAAGGGCAGUCAAAAGGAGAGCAGCCAAAUACACCCUUCAGGGUGGAGUGCUUUACAAAAGGGCGAUAUCCUGGCCCCUGCUGAAGUGCCUACCGCCGAGCCGAGCUGAGGAGACACUUCGUGAAGUCCACGAGGGGAUUUGUGGGGGACACAUCGGGGGUAGAGCACUGGCCUACAAGGUACUACGCCAAGGAUUCUACUGGCCAAACAUGCAAAGAGAUGCAAUGAAGUUCGUGCAGCAGUGCUUCAAGUGUCAGGCAGUAGAGAAGUUCGUUAGGGACGACGUCAUAUUCCGCUAUGGUGUUCCAAAGGUGUUGGUCACGGAUAAUGGUCGACAAUUCGACAAUCGGAAAUUCAGGCACUUCUGCAACAACUUCAAUAUUGAUUUUCGAAACACCGCUGUAGCACACCCGCAGUCGAAUGGUCAGGCAGAAAAGGCCAACCACACACUUCUAGAUGGAAUAAAGAAGAGGCUGGACUGGGAGAAGAAGAACUGGGCAGAUCAGCUACUCAGUGUACUCUGGGCUUAUCACACUUCAGCUCGGACACCCACAGGAGAGACACCGUUUCGACUUUCAUACGGAACGGAAGCGCUAACCCCUGUGGAGGUAACCCAAGCCUCAUUCCGAUCAGCAGUGUUUGAAGCCUCACAGAACGAAGCCGGGCUCCAAGCAAACGCAGACUUCAUAGACGAAGUUCGGGAAGAAGCACUUAUUCGAAAUGAAACCUACAAGCAGAAAGUCCGGCAAUACCACAACAGGAGGGUCAAGCCACGGGGAUUCGUAGUUGGGGACUUGGUGCUGAGGAAAGCAGCAGCGGCGGACCCAAGAAGUGAUGGCAAGCUCAGCGCGAACUGGGAAGGCCCUUACAUAGUCUCCAAAGUGGUACGCCCUGGCACAUACCAUUUGCAGACUCAGGGGGGCACAGCUAUACCAAGGGCUUGGAACGUUCAAAAUCUCAGAAAAUUUUUCCAGUAG
Messenger RNA from Macadamia integrifolia, 2415 nucleotides. RefSeq lists its product as uncharacterized. NCBI's taxonomy places the organism in Eukaryota, Viridiplantae, Streptophyta, Magnoliopsida, Proteales, Proteaceae. Gene Ontology annotation, molecular function: RNA-DNA hybrid ribonuclease activity; nucleic acid binding. The record is from RefSeq and is a predicted model, not a curated record. The coding region runs from base 1 to 2415 and encodes 804 amino acids. The transcript has 2 exons. Gene Ontology annotation, biological process: DNA integration.